Molecule: messenger RNA, 2279 nt
Organism: Macrosteles quadrilineatus (aster leafhopper)
Lineage: Eukaryota; Metazoa; Arthropoda; Insecta; Hemiptera; Cicadellidae
Product: sodium-independent sulfate anion transporter-like
Exons: 14
Coding region: 206-1957 (583 amino acids)
Biological process (GO): transmembrane transport
Cellular component (GO): membrane
Molecular function (GO): sulfate transmembrane transporter activity
Source: RefSeq, a predicted model, not a curated record
UUAUUAAGUCAUUAUCCAACUAAUAACAAGCUUGAAGGCAAUGCUAAUGGAAAUAGCUGUGGCAACUUUCUAAAUGAUUGCCAAUUGAAGUGAAAAUUAACGGUAUUCCCCUUCAUCAGGUUAGGGUGUCAUUUAACAGGUCCAGUUGAACCUUUUUUUACAAAGCUGGAUUUUUACGUUUGGUACAGACUGAUUAAAAACUACCAUGUUACCCAUACCACCCAGGUUUGGGGAGUUACUGCGACAGAGGGUACCGAUUGUCCAAUGGCUGCCGACCUACGCCCUCGGAGACGCAGCGUGCGAUGUCAUCGCUGGGAUCACUGUUGGACUCACGCUUAUGCCUCAGGCCAUUGCCUACGCAGGCCUAGCCGGCCUCAGCCCUCAGUAUGGGUUGUACUCUGGCUGGGUUGGAUGUUUGGUUUACAUCGUGUUUGGAUCCACUAAGCAAAUCUCUCUAGGUCCUACAGCGUUGGUGUCUCUACUUACGUUCACGUACACUCACGAUCUCAACGCUGACAUGGCUGUUUUCCUUUGCUUUAUAUCCGGUUGUGUUGAACUCCUGUUCGGGAUUCUACAUUUGGGAUUCCUGGUGGACUUUGUGUCAGUUCCUGUGGUUUCCGGUUUCACCUCCGCUGCAGCUCUCAUCAUAGCCUCUGCUCAGCUCAAAUCACUCUUUGGCCUCAAGUACAAUACAGAAGCAUUCCUCGACACUUGGACUGCAUUUUUAAGUCACAUACAUGAAACAAGACCGGGAGAUUUGAUACUUGGAGUGAUUUGUAUUGGGACGCUGCUAUCUCUUAGAACACUCAAAGAUUUUCGGGUUGGUAACACUGAAAAUAAAGAAGAACACAAGGUGAUCAACGGAAUCAUCUGGUUUUUGUCUACAGGACGUAACGCACUGGUUGUUCUCAUGUGUUCCAUUGUUGCGUUUUUGUUCCAACAGAAUGACUGGACCCCAUUUAAACUUACAGGUAAGAUUGAGGCAGGGCUCCCUACAAUAGGAUUCCCUCCGACAUCUACGGAGAUUAACGGCAGACAACUCGGCUUCACAGAGAUGAUCACAGAGCUGGGCGCUGGUGUAGUAGUGGUACCACUGAUAGCACUAAUCAGUAACAUCGCUAUUGCCAAGGCAUUCGCCAAUGGCAAGAGAGUGGACGCAACGCAGGAAAUGAUUGCUCUAGGGUUGUGCAACAUUCUCGGCAGCUUCGCAAGAUCUAUGCCAGUCGCAGGGGCUUUCAGCCGCUCGGCAGUCAACAACGCAAGCGGAGUUAGAUCACCGAUGGGUGGACUUUACACUAGUGUCCUGAUCCUAUUGGCUCUGGGAUUGUUGACUCCCUUCUUCUUCUUCAUCCCAAGAGCCUCUCUUGCCGCUGUGAUCAUGUGUGCUGUGCUCUUCAUGAUUGAUCUUCAAAUCAUCAAACCAAUGUGGACAUCCAACCGCAGAGAUUUAGUUCCAGCUCUGGUCACUUUCAUCGCCUGUCUACUAGUUGGGGUGGAAAAGGGGCUGGUUAUUGGGGUGGCAAUAGAUGUUCUUAUUCUUCUCUACUUUAACGCAAGGCCUCGUGUUUCCAUUGAUAAAGUGCAGGGCUCCCCCAUCUACUGGGUAGUACAACCUCACGGUUCAUUGUUGUUUCCAGCUGUGGAUUAUGUUUGGGAUAAAAUCGUCACCAAAGUGAAAGAAGGCGAACCGACAACUCUGGUAUUAGACUGCAGUUACAUCCUUCACACAGACUUCACAGCGGCUAAGGGAGUCUCGUCAAUGAUUGCUGACAUCAAGAAGCAAGGCGUCCAGGUUAUUCUACUGAAUGCGACAGACACAGUGGUGCACUCUCUCUCAUCAACCUGUCCAAACCUGCGGGUGGCCAACUCGCACCAACACGUCCAGCAGAUACUGUCAGAAGAUCCAAUAAAAAUUGAGAGUGGUUUACAACUGAAAUCCAUAAACAAUGAAACAUGAUGCUGAAACUAUUUUUGUCUAGCUGAUGCACGAUUUCAGCUUCAUCUAAUUUAAUUGAAUAUUAAGGAGAAAGGUCUGUUUUAUAAACUGAGUUUCAUCACAGCGAGAUUUUCUCACAACCAAAGUUUAAAAAUGUACGUUCAAGAGAUCAAAACAUGACCCUAGCUUGGUACUACACUUAAGCUUGACACUUAUUUUUCCCCCUAGAGAAAACUUGAUCCUUUAUUACAUUUUCAUUUCCUAAUUAGAUUUGGAUUUAAAGUAACUAAUCUCUUUAAUUUGACGGUGAAAUAAACUUCAGUGCAAGAUAUACAUAACUUAU